GGCUUCAUCAUGGAAAGUAAGAAAGAGAGGCUUAGGGCUGCUAGUUUAUGUCCAAAUUUGGCCCUAGGCUUUAUAACAUCUCUAACAAUUCAUAGAAAAAAAUUCUAAAGGGACUAAAUCUUACCUUGAGAUUAUUCUGCAUCAGAAGAAGAGAAAAUUGAGCUCAAAAGACUCCGAAGAAAGAGGUAUGAAGAAGAAAAAUAAUAAAAGUCUUGACUCUAAAACCAAGUUACAUGUGAAAACCCAAGCCAAGCCUCCUCGAACUAAGAAGGUCACCAGGUUGAGACUCUACAAGAGCCCAGUCGUUAGCCCCAGUGUGAAGCCUGAAAAUCAGCAAUCUGUGAUGUAUAAUAAAAACUUGAUGAAGUCUCAGGAGAACCUUAAACCAUUAAUUAUGGGAUUAACCAAGGGUAAAAAUCAGCCGAAGACUAACAACAAUUCCAAGGAGAAAUACUCUUGUAGAUACCAAAGAUAUAUGAAUAACAACGCCAGUGAAAAGUAUGGCUUUAACACUGACAAUGGCUUAUCAAGAUUAGUUAAUUAUAGCUCAACUGUUCCAAGUACUAUCAAAACUCCUAAGAAUCAGAGAACUGAGAUCUUGAACACACUUAGGAAAUAGCAAGAGCAAAGUUAAGAAGAAGAAUAGCAGACUCUGGACGGUCACUAAGUCCAAUGUGUCAAAUUUCCUGAUAAAUAAUAGCAAGGAAGAUCUUUUAGUUGAGAAUAAACUUGAGUUACCCAAUCCUAUCGUCAAAGACUAUGAGAUUAAGUACAACACGUCCCAGGAUAAUAGUAUUGAGAAGAAGGAAUAUGACAGUUUUAUUGACUACCUCAGCCCUAAUGAUGUUAAUUUCAACAUUAUGAUAAAAGAUAGCAAGGAAUCCAAAAUACAAAAAUUUCACAAGCCAAAUUACGUGCCGGUGAUUACGACAGAUCUGAUCCCACAGUCCUUAACUCCUAUUGAGGCAGGCUCUCCAGUGAGGGAGGACCAUUUAUCAUCAACAUUGAACUUAGAAACACCAGAAUCCCCUGAAAAAUUUAAUGUAUUCCUUGAAGAAGAGACUUUGAAGAAAUCUGAGGAUUCAAAGGAAGAGAACUACAGAAAUCCUGAGAAAUAGUUCCAAAGAGUUGCUAAAAGAGAGUGAGAACCAGGAAUCGGACCUUUCAAAGUUAGAGAAUUAUCUGAACUCCAUAAAACCAACCAACUCUAACCUGCGGAUUACUCCUCCAAAGGCCAAGCUUCAGAAGUAUUUUUAUAGUAGUGAUGAAAUUAUUGAUAUGAUCCUGUCAUUUGAGGAUGAGAUUUCAGACCUCAGACUAAAACUAGAGAGAAGCUCUAAUAAAAUAGAAUUUGAGAAAAGAAAUCUCAAUUUUGAGAAGAACAGGCUGGUGAGCGAAAGCUACUCCCUCAAAAAUGGCCGCACCGAGGAAAGUAUUAACCGUAGGCUUAGAGGGAAAUACGAAGACGAGCACAUACGGGCUACCAAGGCUUUGAAGGAAGUAGAGAGGCUUAAAGAAAAGAACCAUCAUCUUCGGAAUAAUCUCAAUGAGCUUGAGGACAAAUUUUACCAAUGAGAGGAACGGCUGGUAAACUCUCAAAGAUUUCUGGAGGAUAACAACAACGCAUCUCUCCUUAUGAGCACUCUUCUAAAGGACCUUGAGAACUGUAUUGAAACCUGUAACUCGGACAAUAUUUUCCAAAGCUUAGAUCCUAUAAUAGUUGAGUAUAAGUCCCAGUCUAAAGAGCUAGACAUUGAUGAGAGGUUAGAGUGCUUGAAAAAGAACACAAUGUUUCUACUAAAGCAGAAGUCACGGGUUCACCAUAAUGGAUCUCUAGACCACAGUCAGGAUUUUGACAGCAGAGAUAUCUCAAUCUAUAGUGCUGGGUAUAAGAACAUUAGAAAACGUAACAGAGCCAAAGUCUCGAUUUCCUUGAUCAACGAGGCGACUAAUAAACUAAAAUUGCGAGACAGGAAGGGAUCUGAAGGAGAAAUAUUUAAUGUGAGCAAAUGCCCUUACGACAUUAAGGGUCCUGAACUCACUAAGAAGAGCAGCCAAGGGUACUUGGACAUUAAUUCCUUCUGCUCAGGUGAUCUGAGAGAGGUCUCGAUCAGGUCCAAGAACACUGACUCUUCAGCCUACGACUCCAUAGCUGUGGAAAGCACGUUGGUGCACAAGGAAGCACUUGAACAGAGAAUGAGGAAGGAAAUUAAGAUUUUGCGUGAUGAGAAUAUUCAGCUAAAGAUACAAGCUGAAAAAAUGAAAGUGUUCGUACCAGUAUCUCUUCUGCCAAAAUCUGACAGUAAGAUGUCGCUCCAGAAGAAGUCUUGGGAAAUGACAGCAAAAGUCCUCAAGAAAGGCGGGAAAGUUAAGCUGUCCCAGAAGUUCAAGUACAUUGAAAGCUGAAUCCAAGAGCUAGUUGAGCGGCACCAUGCCUUAAAGACUUAUGCUCUGAAGAUCCUACAGAAUAAAUGUGAAGAGAACAAAAGGCUGGAGGAUGACAUAGAUGCCCUUUAUGCCAAAAUCGAUGGCUAUGAGUCAGAAAUUGAGCACAUGAAAGUCGUCAACAGUAAGGCCAUAUUAUCAGAGAGGCAAAUUCAGGAGAAACUACUUGAAGUAACGAAAUCAAAAGAAACCAUGGAAGCACUCCUUAACAGUAAUGUUGAGUUUACAGAACUCCAGAAAUCCAUCAGUGAUAUAUUCUCUUUUUUACUGAGAGAAGGAAGAAAAAAAUCCGAGGAAAUGGUAGAGGAUGAUGAAUUAAAUGAGUUUGACAGAAUUAGCAAUGAUUUUCAAAUAACUCCCAAAAUGAGAGAGAUGUUAAGGAACGUUUUUGGAGAUCUUGUACGUAAGCUAGUUAAUACUAAUUUAUAA
Molecule: messenger RNA, 2874 nt
Organism: Moneuplotes crassus
Lineage: Eukaryota; Ciliophora; Spirotrichea; Euplotida; Euplotidae
Source: the annotation of a GenBank genome assembly